GCUCUGCGCUUGUCAUUGUUCAGCCCGUGCUGCGAAGAAGGGAAGAGAUGCGAUGUGUCAGGCGGUAGGAAGGCUGGCAGGUAUAUGGCAGGAAGGUGCGGUCUGAGGGCAACUCCCAAACUCGCAGCUACGAGGAGCCCUUCCCUGGGCACCCGGCCUUUCUGCCCGCUUUGGAAAUAGUUGUGUGGAUAUGUGGAAAUCUAUAACCUUUUACAGGGCGGUCCGGACUCUUCUUGCAGGAUUUGAAGAGGAAUCCUAUGAACCUUGAAUAACAUUUAAUAAGAUGCACGGUAGAAAAGAAGGUGACUAUCUGAAAAGUCUGCCAAUGGUGUGACACAAUUAGGCAAAGCCAACUUCUAGCUGGGACCAGAAACCUGAUAGAGAAAUAUCAUGUUCUUAACAUUUCCCAGAAAAUCUGUGUCACAUAAACUGAGCAUAUUACUGCUGGCUUUUGGAUUUAUUUGGGGACUAAUGCUGCUGCGCUUUACCUUUCAAUAUCCAAGACACCAAAGCAGCAGUGAACUGAGAGACGAGAUAUUGGACUUGAGCAGAAGAUAUGUGAAAGCUCUGGCUGAAGAGAACAAAGCUAUUGUAAAUGGAGGCAAUGGUGGAUCUAUGUCGGGAUACGCUGACCUGAAGCGUACCAUAGCCGUACUUUUGGAUGACAUUUUGCAGCGCCUGGGAAAACUAGAGAACAAAAUUGAUUAUAUUGUCGUAAAUGGAUCAUCUAGUAUCAGCACCAACAGCACCACUGGCAAUCCGGUGCCCUUAACUACAAGCAAACGUAGCAUUCAUGGCAGGAAAAGAUAGCGGCAACAUACCACCAACUCUAAUCUUCCCAAUACCAUCUUUAUUUAGACUUACAAAAAAUAAAUUACUUAAAGAUAACUUUAAGUGUUGAACGCAAUGGUGCCAUAGUUGGCAUGUUCUAGAAUGUAAACCUUGGCUACAGUAAAUUUAUAUGUAUAUACAUAUAUUUCUUUUUUUAGUGUUUUCUAGAAUAUUGGUGAAUUAAGUUUGAUGCUUCGCUCUGCAUUUUAAUCUUAGUACUGUAUAAAAAAUAUAAAAAUAUUUUGAAUUUAUUCUAAAAACCCCCCAAAACAACACCUGUAGUAUAUUAUAUUUUGCUACACAGAGAUUUAUGUUUGUGCUAAGCUUUGAAAGUGUGACCCAAAGAAUGUAUUUAUUUGCACUAUUUGUCAAAAAAUAACAGUAGACUUGCUGUAUAACACUUAUUUAUGUGCAAACGUGAAUAGUGAAGCUCUUAAAGAGACAAUAAAACCUUAUGAUUAGAAUUAUAAUAAAAGUGCUGUUCCACUUAA
Spea bombifrons (plains spadefoot toad) is the source of this 1322-nucleotide messenger RNA. RefSeq names its product coiled-coil domain containing 126 (gene CCDC126). The record is from RefSeq and is a predicted model, not a curated record. The transcript has 3 exons. The coding region runs from base 391 to 810 and encodes 139 amino acids. Lineage: Eukaryota; Metazoa; Chordata; Amphibia; Anura; Pelobatidae.